UGGCAUAAACUGGCAACCCAAUCCAACGUUUACUCUUCAUUGAAAUUAGCUUCCUUCCCUCGCGUCAUUUUUUGUUGCACCUGUCGAGCUAGAAACUCAGUCAUGGCCGGAAAGAGAGCCUUGGUCAUCCUGUCCAAGGGUGCGGAGGAGAUGGAGACUGUUAUCCCGGUGGACAUCAUGCGAAGAGCGGGGAUUACAGUGACGGUGGCAGGGCUGACGGGUAAAGAGCCGGUGCAGUGCAGCAGAAAUGUCAUGAUCUGUCCCGAUGCAAGCUUGGAGGAUGCAAGAACAACGGGCCCCUUUGAUGUGGUGCUUCUUCCCGGGGGAAUGCCAGGUGCGCAAAACCUGGCGCAGUCUCCUGUCGUGAGCGAGGUGCUGAAGGACCAAGAUGGCAGGAAAGGCCUCAUUGCGGCCAUCUGUGCAGGUCCCACAGCUCUUUUGGCUCAUGGCAUCGGCUACGGCAGCACUGUGACCACACAUCCGGCCAUGAAAGACAAAAUGAUGGCUGGAGAUCACUAUAAAUAUUCCGAGGCUCGAGUGCAGAAGGACGGCCAUUACAUCACCAGUCGUGGGCCCGGAACCAGUUUUGAAUUUGCCCUGGCGAUCGUAGAGGAGCUUCUGGGGGCUGAGGUUGCCGCUCAAGUCAAGGCUCCGCUCAUUAUGAAAGAGUGACUGUAGACGCUUCACCUCCACUCACAGGCCACAACUUCUCGGCACACCCGCGCAAUCUGGUACAUGCUCUGUCAUAAAAUUUUGACUUUUGCAGCUGAUUUCUUCUAGCCAUUUUCUAUACUGCUUAACCUGUUCAGGGUCACGGGGAGCUGGAGUCUGUCCCAGCUAACAUCAGACGAAAGGCAGACUACAACCUGGACAGGCUUACAGUCAGACAUAUCAUAUGGUACAUAUCGUAACCAUUCACACUCACAUUCACGGCAACACUUAGUGAGAUCUUAAUUCAUGCUGCCUGCAUUGAAGUGAAGCAAAUAAAAUACAUCAUCAGUUAAAAGAUACACAAAUGCCCAAUUUGAAUCAGAGGUCUUUAUUUGACAAUUUUUUUUUUUUCGUUUUGUGGUUGCACUUUACACCCCGCCCCCACCCCCGCAGCGAAUUUAGGUAACAGAGAGAUGAGAAACCACUCUUAGUUUGAUGCAGUGCAGUUGUACACACACUGCAAACUACAACUGUGUGCAUUGAAUAGAUAUAUUUGGAAGGCAAUUUUUUUGCAUUGGUGGUUCUCUUUCGUUCCGGUCUGAAGACUCUUGUACAGUCAUCCUUCGCCCAGUCAUGGUACACUAUUUGCAAAUUCGCUAUUCACCUUUUUUCAUCUUAUCACAGCACUGUAUUUGCACUUUCGUACGCUUUCUGACUCACUCAAAAAUGCCACAAGAUGCCACCAAAGCCCUUCUUAAAAAGGAAUCAGUCUCAAGGAACUAUUUUGAAGUAAUACAUAUUUCGGAGAAACGAGCCUUCUAUUUGGGGAGGAUCUUAGCCUGGGUUGUUGUUCCUGUAAGUUAAGAGAGUUUUUGAAUUGCAUUCAUGUACAUGCGCUCUUCUGGGGCAUGCUUUCAAAAUCAAAUCUGUAAACCUUUUAUAUUUUAAGGGCAAUGUAAGAGGAGUUUUGAAAUCACGUUAAACUGUUUUAGUAUCAUAGUUUUUGGUCAAUUUAAUAACAGAUUUCAAGGGGGAUGUCAGCAUUUGCGAAUCAUGGGAGAUUACUCAAUGACCUUACUGUAAAGAAAUUGUUUAAGAAGCUAGUAGUUGCUUCUGAUCAUUUCAGCAUUUUCUAAAUCAGUUUAGUACAGCUGUCGGAGGACUUCAUAAAAACUGAAAUGGCCCCUAAAGGGAAAAAAAUGUCCGGAUUUAACCAAUAAUAUAGUCCGUGAGAGAAGAGUGCUCCUCCUUGAAACCAACCUUGAUUGCCCUUUCAUUGUGAACUAUAAUAUGCCAAAUCAUUGCACAGAACAGCAUUUCUGAAUAACCUUCAAUAAAGUCAGGGUUACAGCAA
Molecule: messenger RNA, 2005 nt
Organism: Hippocampus comes (tiger tail seahorse)
Lineage: Eukaryota; Metazoa; Chordata; Actinopteri; Syngnathiformes; Syngnathidae
Gene: park7
Product: parkinson protein 7
Exons: 6
Coding region: 103-672 (189 amino acids)
Biological process (GO): glycolate biosynthetic process; response to oxidative stress; glyoxal metabolic process
Cellular component (GO): cytoplasm; mitochondrion; nucleus
Molecular function (GO): oxidoreductase activity, acting on peroxide as acceptor
Source: RefSeq, a predicted model, not a curated record